GAACAGCCCCUCUCCACCCUUCUCGUAGAGGAAGUAGGUUGAAUCGAACAAAGGAGAACCCCAAACGAAUCGAAGCGAUGGCAUCUCGUCUGCUUGCGGCGGCGGCGUCCUCCUCCUCCUCGUCCGCCUCCCCCCUCGCCCGCCUCAUUGCCAGGCGCCGUCUCGCCGCAGAUCACCAUGGAUCUACAAAGGUGAACAUGUGGCAAGAGCCUUUGAACCCUGGUAAUUGGAAGGAGGAGCACUUUGUGCUAUCCAGCUUAGCUAUGUGGGGUGGUAUUUUUUAUGGUGUAGCAAAGCUUUUUGGUGGGAAGAAGGAAGACAAAACUGAGGUGGCGCCAGCGCAGGCACAUUAGGCCGCACCGGAACUUCAUUUCAUAUACUGUGGGCGAUGCUACUGUAUGGAACAAAAAGUGCUUCAAGUUUGUUGUUGACGAUAAAUUGUGGCAACUGAGAUGUGAGUUUCUGAGGAGCUGCGCUACUCAGCCACCAUGAAUAAUCUUACCGCAGUGGAACCUAAGCUGCAAAUCUUAUACUUUGCCUCGCUUUAUGAAUUGGUCUGUUGCCAAUUUUGUUUUGUCAUCUACUCUUUUUGAAUCUGCACGAUCUUGUGGUCUGAGGUUGUGCAACUUCCAAAUGGCUUUCUGGACGGCUUUUCAACCGUCUAAAGUUGUUUACAUUGUCUAACGCGACGCAAGGAGCACAGCUAUUUUGAUCUAAUUUUGAAAUA
This is a messenger RNA of Brachypodium distachyon (stiff brome), 727 nucleotides long. RefSeq lists its product as uncharacterized. The transcript is spliced from 4 exons. The record is from RefSeq and is a predicted model, not a curated record. Lineage: Eukaryota; Viridiplantae; Streptophyta; Magnoliopsida; Poales; Poaceae. The coding region runs from base 78 to 353 and encodes 91 amino acids.